Messenger RNA from Harmonia axyridis, 1556 nucleotides. It is a transcript of the gene Spf30, whose product is annotated as survival of motor neuron-related-splicing factor 30. Gene Ontology annotation, cellular component: precatalytic spliceosome; cytoplasm; nucleus. The transcript has a single exon. The coding region runs from base 144 to 887 and encodes 247 amino acids. NCBI's taxonomy places the organism in Eukaryota, Metazoa, Arthropoda, Insecta, Coleoptera, Coccinellidae. Gene Ontology annotation, biological process: regulation of alternative mRNA splicing, via spliceosome; mRNA processing. Gene Ontology annotation, molecular function: RNA binding. The record is from RefSeq and is a predicted model, not a curated record.
UGUAUUGAUAAAGAUGUCAACAUCAGUCAACGUUUUCAACAGAAAGCUAUAGUUUAUAAAAAUAAUAAGUUAUUGUGUGUAAUACAAUAGAGAAACAUUAUUUUGUUUAAUUAUCUCUUGCAUGUUCCAUUUUUUAAACCAUCAUGGGGGACGAAUUGCAAAAUUACAAGUUACAAUUGCAACAAGUAGAAGCUGCUUUAUUGACUGAUCCUGAUAAUAAGGAGUUGCAGAAACUAAAAGUUGAUCUGGAAGAAGUUAUAGAACUCACCUUGGAUCUCAAAAAUAAAGCUGAAGAAGCUGCUAAUCAACCAGAAUAUACGCAGCCUGUAGGAGUAGCUGAAGAUGAUGAAAUUACUAAGUCUUUGAUGGCAGUUGAGGAAUUUGUUGCAAGAAAUAAGGCAAAGAAAAUUUGGAGAAUAGGUGAUAUAUGCAUGGCCAAAUGGAGCGAUAAUGGACAGUAUUAUGAAGGUAGAAUCGAUGCGAUUAAUCCGGAUGGACAGGUAAAUGUAACUUUUGAAGCGUUUAAAAAUCGUGGAGUCACAACCUUAGCUGAACUUAAAGAAUUCACAGGGCAAAAACGAGUGUUAAGUGAAUCUGAAAAACUGAAGAGGGCCAAAAUGAAUAAUAAGGAGUACUUGAAGAAAAAGAAGAUGAAGAAACAACAAAGAUUCAAGGAACUGGAGGAAGAACGUGAAAGUGAAAAGCAAAAAUGGUUGGCAUUCACUUCUAAAGCUGGUAAGAAUAAAAAAAUUUCUGGUCUCAAAGGAAAAAGCAUAUUUGCUUCCCCAGAAUCAGUUAACGGUAGGGUUGGAAUUGGUACUUGUGGUAUCAGCGGUAAGCCCAUGACGGAAUUUGUUACUGCAGAAAAAUGGAGGAAAGGAGUGUAAAUAAUUUGUUGAGUGAAAAACUUAUAUAUUUAUGAAAUUAUUGUUUGAAGAUUGGGAAAAUUAAUCUGAACAAUUGAAAAAUAAGUAGAAGAUUCUCAUUUUUAUCAAAUCUUUCAUUUUGGGAAUAUUAAAGAUAUUUUUCAUAUAGGUGUAGCUCAAAAAACUGAAAAAUUAUAUGAUAUCAAAUAGUGUUCUCAAUGUGACAUAUUUUAUAAAUCUUUGAAAAUAUUCUUUAAAUGUAAUCUCAUCUGAUUUCAUCCUUAAUAGCACAUUCAUUAGAGAUUGAAAUAAUAUUAGAAAAUGGUUUCUUUGUUUUUUAUACUGAGGAAAAAUAUGUAAUAAAAUCAAUGAGAUUGAGGUGUUGAUCCAAAUUUGAAAAAUAUCAUUCAAUAAACCGAUUUACUACACAAAUUUCAGUUUUUUUGGCAUAAGUGGAAACUAGAACUUCCAGUGUUUACGCUUAAUCUUGUUAUUUGAUUGUGUAAUUACGACAGAAAGGUUAAUUCAUGAGUGAUAUUAUUAUAUCUAGUUAUGUAAAUUGGUCAUAUGAAUCCAACCAAUUCUGAUCUUAUUUUAAGUACUAAAUAAAUUGUAAAAAAUUUUUCGCAACAAUUUUCAUCACUGAGUCAAUGAUGGAAAGACAAACAUAAAUAAAUUAUUUUUGUUUUA